AUGGACCUUGGGAAUGGUGAUAAAUCCAACAUUGACAAUGAUCUUUACUUACCUCAAACUGAUUCCUUCUGGGAAAUCGGUAAAUACAAUCGUGUGGUCAAACGAUGCGAUGAUGGAAAUAAAUUGACAACUGAUCUACUUAGUAUGAUUAAUGAACGAGCUGAACUUGAAAAAUCGUUUUCAAAAAUGCUCAAAGGCUGGUCGAAGAAAUGGUCGGAUUAUGUUGCCAAAUCACCGGAAUUCGGUUCGAUGACGUCAGCUUGGAAAGCAAUUAUGAAUGAAGCUGAUGCGUCAGCUGAGGUUCACCAAAGCGUUCAUGAUGAAUUAGAAAAUGAUGUUGUACCAUCGAUAAAAGCAUGGCAAAAAGCUAAAUAUGUCAAAUCAAUGAUGCACAUCAAAUCAACAAAAGAUUUUGAUGAAGAUUUCAAACGAGCUCAAAAACCAUGGGCAAAGUUGUAUGUGAAAGUUGACAAAUAUAAACGUGAAUAUCAUACAGCAACAAAGAAUUUGAAAAUGGCUGAGACACAAGAAAAUAAUGCGAAACUCGAUGGUGCCAUUCCACAGGAUCAACGUGCUAAAGUUGCCGAAAAAGUCGAGCGAUGUCGGAAAGAAAAAGAGGCUGCUAAAUGCAAAUACACUGAAGCUCUUCAAGAAUUGAAUCGAUCAAAUCCGAAAUAUAUGGAUGAUAUGAACGAGGUCUUCACCCGGUGUCAAGUAUUCGAAAGAGAUCGUCUCGCGAAAUUUCGUGAAUUUCUGGGUGCUACAGAAAAAUGUCUUGAUCUGACUCAUCGAUUACAACCAUCCGUCUUCCAACAAUUUUCUCAGACGAUUAAAAAUUGCGACCCAGAUAGAGAUUUAUCAUGGUGGUCAGACACAUAUGGUGCAACGAUGAAAAUGAAUUGGCCCAUAUUCGAGGAACCUACAGAUCUAGUUAAUCACUUUCAACACAUACAACAACAAGCGACACAGUCAAAUCGCUUCUCUUAUGCUGACGAUUCAACGUGCAAUUAUGACACAUGUCACCGUCGACCGUUAGCACAUUUUGUUAGUCAAACAAGUGCUGCUGUCUUAGUUGUCGAUUCCUAUGCCACUAUUCGUCGAUCGAUGCGACGAACAGCUGCUGUUGUCACACGCGUUCGCCGAGAUCGAGUCAAACGUGAAGAAUAUUCUGAUGCGCAACGAACACUUUCGCGGCGAAAGGGCGAUCUCGAACGCGAAAAUCCCGUCAUUGUGACUGCUAUUCGUUCAAGUCAAAAUGGAGGAUCGACUAACAUGUCUACUUCAGAUAUUCGUCAAUCAACGAAUUAUGUAAAUCAAUCACCAGUACCACCGAUACGCAGUGCUCAGCCAUUUGUGUAUCCCUCGUUGACGACAAGUAAUACUGGCAGUGCGAAUCCUUUCGGUGAUGAUGAUGACGAUGAUGAUCAUCAUCAUCAUGAUAAUCAUAAUCGAAGAGAAAGUGCAACGACCAAUCGUUCAAAUCAUACAAGUGGAACGAAUAAUAACGGAUUUUCUAAUGUGCCGCCGUACCCAACAAAUAAUAUUCAAUCAUCCUAUCCAGCUUCAGCGAAUCCAUUUUUAGACGAUGACGAUAAUAUUGAUUCUUUAUCGCCAUCGCAUCAAACGUCUCAUCAAUCACCAGCGUCAACAGGCGGUUCAUCACUCGAUAGUAGUGCCGGUGCACCUGUACGAGCACUAUAUGAUUACGAAGCACAAGAACAAGAUGAAUUAUCAUUUAAACAAGGUGACAUAUUUACUAAGUUGGAAGACGAAGAUGACCAAGGAUGGUGUAAAGGUCGCGUCGGUGGUCGAAUAGGUCUCUAUCCUGCAACUUAUGUCGAAAGUCUCUGA
Messenger RNA from Adineta ricciae, 1851 nucleotides. Lineage: Eukaryota; Metazoa; Rotifera; Eurotatoria; Adinetida; Adinetidae. The record is from the annotation of a GenBank genome assembly.